This is a messenger RNA of Diospyros lotus (date-plum), 2003 nucleotides long. Its product is annotated as double-stranded RNA-binding protein 4-like. The record is from RefSeq and is a predicted model, not a curated record. The transcript is spliced from 6 exons. NCBI's taxonomy places the organism in Eukaryota, Viridiplantae, Streptophyta, Magnoliopsida, Ericales, Ebenaceae. Bases 816 to 1628 code for a protein of 270 amino acids. Gene Ontology annotation, cellular component: nucleus. Gene Ontology annotation, biological process: rRNA processing; regulation of gene expression. Gene Ontology annotation, molecular function: double-stranded RNA binding; ribonuclease III activity.
AAUAUGAUGUGAUACGAGGGUGAGUUUUAGUAGUGAUAGUAAGGUUGCUUAUUUGGGCUUGAAUUGUGGAAUCAUUUUAUUUAUAAAGUAAGAGUAAGAUUGUGUAUAGAAACAGCCAUUCGUUGACCCUCAGAAAAUGGGGAGGUUGCCUUCUAAAAUAAGAUGCCACAUAUUUCUUAAUACUAGUUAAUUGGAACUGAGGGUAUUUUAAUACAUUGUUUGAAAUUUAGUAGAAGUUCAAACCUUCAUUUUAUUUGUAGUUCUAUGUUCUUUAUUGAUUAUGACCAUCUUUUUAAAAUAUUGUAUUGCACAUAUUUGUUUGGCAAUUUAUAUGCUUACUAACCCUUUUUGGUUAUGAUUAUCUUGGAAUAUUAGGAUUGUAUCUUAAGAGUUGUUGCUGACUAGUUGCACUUCAAAGGGAGGCUCAAACUCCAAGGGUCUACCUCGUAGACCAGCUUUUCUGUUUUCAUUUUGACUAGUUAUUAUUCAUGUAUUUUUAUGUGUUUAAACUUGUUUAUUCUUUAAUUUACAGUUGUCUGUUAUACUAUGAACUGAUUUAUCUAGCAUGCAUAUCCUGUAUUUAGACAUUAUUUAUUUUCACAUGGUAUAAUUUGCUUGUAUCUGUAUUGCAGUUUUGGAAUUUUAGAAGAUAAUAAGCAGCUUUUGAAAUGCAUCCAUCAGAAUUUGCAUUUAGAACCUUGGCUAUAUACUUAUAGUUUUUAUCAAUUGAUCUUCCUGAAAACUUAACGUUUAAGAAUCAAUUACAAGAGUACACCCAGAGUCUCGGUCUUGGUCUCCCGACAUAUCAAACCGUUAUGGAAGGAGAUCAGCAUCCUCCGAGGUUCAGAUCCACUGUUCUGAUCAAAGGGGAUUAUUACAACUCGGCAGGAACAUUUGCAAAUCGAACGGCUGCAGAGAAAGAUGCUGCUAGGGCAGCAUUGGUUGGUGUUUCCCAAAAAUCAAGGCAUGAGAUGACCUUGUUUACUUUUGAGGUUCCCAUCUUUUGCAAGGCUAUCCUCAAUGAAUAUGCUAUGAAGAUGAAGAUACAGAAACCUGCUUAUAACACAAUUAAGCAAGGGGGAUUGGUUCCUGCUUUUGUGUCUUCUUUGGUGUUCAAUGGGGUUACCUACACUGGUCUGGAAGGCAAAAACAAGAAAAAUGCUGAGAGGUUGGCGGCACGGGCUGUUAUCCUAUCACUUUUGGGUAAUUCUGACUCAAGAACUGUACUCUCUGAGAUUAUCAAGUCGAAUAGGUUUUAUGCUGCAUCACAUAUCGUUAAUGAGCCCAACAGUACCCAUGAUGUCAUUAUGACUGUGGCAGCAAACACUGGUAGUUUAGGCCUUACUCAAAGCAAAAAGAAUGAAGUUGAAGCUGGUGGAUCUACCCUUAAAGUGCCAAGCACCGGAGUUCCAGAGACUGGCCCAGGCAAACUCAACAAUGUUCCAGCAACUGAUCAACCCUUUCAUGAAUCCAAGAAACCUAGAUUAGAACAACCAUCUGAUGCUGAUACUCCAUUUCUUGACCUCACUUUGGCUAUUGGUUCGAGUUCUACAAGAACGCAAAAUGUUGAGAACAAGAAAAAGGGUAAAGAGCAACUCCAGGACGAACAGUGGUGGUUGUCAUUAUGAGCAUGCCUUCUGGAGGAAUGUAAAUGAUCUGCUACCGUCUAUUUGAGGUUGAGGUGGCAGUGAUACUUGGAAGAUGCCCGUGCUUGUACGGAUCAGCAGUCAAAUGAGAGCCCUUGUCAUUUUUAUAUUGAUUUUGCAGCUACUACUGUAGUGAUGAUGCGGGGCUUCCUUUUUGUUGGUUGCUCAAACUUUUGUUUUUAAAUUACCGAUGAGAGUUUUGAGUAUGUCAGAAGAGAAAAAGGGAUAGAUUUUCUCAACAUUUAUACCCUGGCAGGCUUACAAAAAUUGUCGAGUUUAAUGGGUCUGGCUUUCCAGAACAACUUUUUGGUUCUCUAAUUGAGACUAUAAUAAAUAUAUUGAAACCAACAAUUUAGA